Molecule: messenger RNA, 834 nt
Organism: Penicillium griseofulvum
Lineage: Eukaryota; Fungi; Ascomycota; Eurotiomycetes; Eurotiales; Aspergillaceae
Product: Short-chain dehydrogenase/reductase SDR
Exons: 3
Coding region: 1-834 (277 amino acids)
Cellular component (GO): cytoplasm
Molecular function (GO): oxidoreductase activity, acting on the CH-OH group of donors, NAD or NADP as acceptor
Source: RefSeq, a predicted model, not a curated record
AUGAGCAAGGUCGCUCUCAUCACAGGCGGCACCAGUGGAAUAGGUCUUGCGGUUGCCAAGCACCUAGAACAAACCGGUGAUUGGCAGGUCAACAUUAUUGGCAGCAAUCAAGAGCGAGGCCAAGCUGCGGCUUCUCUCUCCAAUCUUACAUUCUACCAAACCGACGUGCGAAACUAUCAACAACAAGCCGCUGUAUUUGAGCGGAUUUUCAAUGCAGCUGGACGGAUAGACUUUGUCUUUGCGAAUGCCGGAAGAGGAGAUUACACUGAUUUCUUUGCCAAAUGUGAUGCUGGCAUCCCGCCUGACCCGGGUUCGGAACUUGUCGAUAUUAAUCUGAAUGGCGCUCUAUAUACCAGUUACCUCGCGAUGCAUUAUUUUCGUCGCUCUCCGGAGUCAACAAAGGGGUAUAGGAACUUGAUCCUCACUUCCAGUAUCGGGGGACUAUACCCGUGCAUGCUAACUCCGGUGUACUCUAGUACUAAACAUGCGCUCAUUGGAUUCACUCGAUCUGUCGGAGAGAGACUUUGGGAAGAGGGAGUCCGGGUCAAUGCUCUGUGCCCUGGGGUGGUGGAAACGCCCCUCUUUUCCGUUGAAGCGUUUAUGUCAAUAUUCCCACGGGAGGUAUCUAUCCCUAUGGAUGUUGUAAUUGGUGUAGUAUCACAACUCCUGUCUGGGGCGGACAUGGUGGAUGCCAAAGGGAUGUGUGUCACUGGCGAUGAGAUGCAUUCCCGGGCUGUUCACAUUUCAGGCGAGAACUUCUUUUUCAUUGAAAAGCCCGAGAUUUAUGAUGAGCAGACUCGGAUAACCUGGGCUGCAAUGAUGGGCCAUAAAUAA